AGCUGCUGUCAGAGCACGUGCUAUCAUUGCACUCGCGGAGUUGUGCAGAUAGGUCCCAGAGCAUCGCAGGUGGAUCGCAACAGUCUGGGCACGCGGACGAAGAUCAGACAGACAUCCCCCUCAAGCAACGGCUCAAAAAGAGGUCUGGUGAAGAUAUCGACCAUAUCCCUGCUGCAUUGUUGCGUAAGUAUGUUGCUUAUGCUCGCCAGUUUGUAGAGCCCACGCUGAGUCCCGAAGCGUGCGCCGAACUGAAAGCUUUCUACAUAGGACUACGGGAAAGCCACCAGAGCGUUGAAAAUACACCUAUUACCACGCGACAACUAGAAUCGCUAAUUAGACUGUCUGAAGCCAGGGCACGUUCUGAACUGAGAGAGGUCGUCACCAAAGAUGACGCUCUCGAUGCUAUAGAGAUUAUGCGCCACAGCUUGUUUGAUGGCGCAGGCAUGGGAGACGACAUUGGUCUCGGCAUGCAUCAGACUACUAGUAGUACAAGCAUGGCCGCUGCCAGCAAGAGUGCACAGCGCAAAAAGCUGGUUGCACAUCUCACGCAAGUGGCACACACAGCGCAAAACGCCCUGUUUACGAUUCAGCAAUUGCGGAGUAUCUGCGGCGAAAUCGGGCUGUCAAUGCACAUAUUCGAUGAAACAAUCGAUGCCCUUAACAGUCAAGGGUUUCUGCUGAAGAAGGGCGCUCGAGUAUAUGAGAUCGCCUGCAUGUGAUGCCGCGCAAGUAUACGUGAUCAAUACAAAGGAGGAAAUAAAACGUGUAAACAAGAAUA
This is a messenger RNA of Sphaeroforma arctica JP610, 778 nucleotides long. RefSeq lists its product as hypothetical. Lineage: Eukaryota; Ichthyosporea; Ichthyophonida. Gene Ontology annotation, molecular function: ATP binding; single-stranded DNA helicase activity; single-stranded DNA binding. The transcript is spliced from 5 exons. Gene Ontology annotation, cellular component: nucleus; MCM complex. The record is from RefSeq and is a predicted model, not a curated record. The annotation marks the transcript as partial.